UAGUCUCUGGUCUCUUCUCCACUCCAUUUUCACCUUCUUUUAUAUUUUUACUUUCUCUCUGUACUAAAUAACCCAAAAGAGUUUCCACAUGUUGGCUUUCACGGCGAGCUGGUUGACACCCAGCUCACUUUUCCUCUUCCUCAACCUCAUGAUCGGAACCUUAUUUCUUAUGUCCCGCUUUGGGACCCGGAAUACUCCCACUGACCAUGCGCACGGUUCGCACCAACUUGUUCGAUCAGGGUCACUAUUGGAACGUGUCAAGUCCUUCAACCUUUCCUUAUACAAAUUCGAGUCGCCUGCCGUCGAAACCGAGUAUCUCUAUCCCACAGAGACAGAUUACUCGACCCAGACGCCUCAACUCGCCCGCACUCCGUCGUUUAUAGAGCGUCUGAGGUCCAUCGACUUAUCAUACGUCUACAGAUUCGACCAUCAACAAGCCCACCCUGAACCGGAACCUGAAAUCCUUCGGCCUGAAGCCAACACUCCGGCUCACCACCCCACUGAGCCCGAACGCUCGACCCAGUUUCAGAACCCGACCAACCCGCCACAACUCGCCCGCACGCCGUCGUUUUUAGAGCGCUUGAGGUCAAUCGACUUAUCUUACGUCUACAGAUUCGACCAUCAACAAUCCUACCCGGAACCGGAACCCAAAAUCCGUCAGCCUGAAGCCAAGACUCCGGAUCCGAACCCGGCCGAGGACGACUCUCAUGACCACCCUCCCGUGAAGAGGAGCAAGUCGGAGUCUCAUCACAGCGCCCGCACCGAGAAGAAGAGUCAGUCAGAAAUGAUGACGAAGUCGUCAAGCGAAAAAAUGGGACACAGUUCUGGCAGCAAAGAGGAUGUCAGCGACGACGACGAAGAGGAGAACGUCGCCGCAGUCGAGCGGCGGAGGCCGGUGACUACGAGGGUGGAGAAAAGGAGCAGUAUAGCUGACGAAACGACGUCGCUCAAAGACUUCGAUGAUGGGGUCGACGCUAAGGCUGACGACUUUAUUAACAGGUUUAAGCAGCAACUGAAGUUACAGAGACUCGAAUCGUUCAAACGGUUCAGUGAAAUGAUAUCAAGGAAGUAGUUUAUCAUUAAGUUUUUUGCGUUUUUUGUUUUUGUUGUUGUCCAUAUUUGUGGUGGUUGGACUAUUAAUUAAGGCAAAAAGCUAUAGCUUGGGGGUGCUCCUCUUUUCUUGUUUUUGUUAUAUUUUCUUUUGGGGGAUGGGGGAGAGUUAAGGGUAAUUUGGUAAUUUACCUUUGUCAAUGAGCUUGAUUUACUGUUUUGAGCUAGCUCUGCGAUGAAUGGUGGUGACUGAUAGCAGUUGGGGAGGGAAGGAGGAUCGAAUAUCGAGGUGGGGUAUCGAGAGUCAGACCGAAGAAUAGGAAGAUUAUGAAAAAGUUCUAGCUAGACUGUGAAAUUACCGUUAUGCUCUUGCUCCUGUACCCUGGUGUAAACGGCUUUUGUUGAAUUAUAUGAACAAUUCUGUCCUUUCGUUCUCGUAA
This is a messenger RNA of Humulus lupulus (European hop), 1490 nucleotides long. RefSeq names its product pathogen-associated molecular patterns-induced protein A70. Bases 89 to 1072 code for a protein of 327 amino acids. Lineage: Eukaryota; Viridiplantae; Streptophyta; Magnoliopsida; Rosales; Cannabaceae. The transcript has a single exon. The record is from RefSeq and is a predicted model, not a curated record.